Pseudopipra pipra is the source of this 1119-nucleotide messenger RNA. It is a transcript of the gene GJB3, whose product is annotated as gap junction protein beta 3. Gene Ontology annotation, biological process: cell-cell signaling. The transcript is spliced from 4 exons. Gene Ontology annotation, molecular function: gap junction channel activity. NCBI's taxonomy places the organism in Eukaryota, Metazoa, Chordata, Aves, Passeriformes, Pipridae. Gene Ontology annotation, cellular component: connexin complex. The record is from RefSeq and is a predicted model, not a curated record. Bases 274 to 1047 code for a protein of 257 amino acids.
CUGGGUGUGCAGGAGGGCUGUGGCUGGGAAGGAGCUUCCCUAUUUCAAGAGCUGCCUGGAUCUGGAAACCUUCCUGCGGCUCCUUCCCUGCGGGACAGCCCCGGGACACUGCACUGUGCAGCCCCCCCCGGAUGAGGGGACCCUGAUCACCAGAGUGCCAUCACACCCCCGCCAUGCCCUGUGCUGGGCACUUCCCACCCCACAACUCCCUGUGAGCAGGGAAGGAGCCUGAGCCUCCUCCAGGUCGGGUGACUUUGGUCUCCACCGGCCACCAUGGAUUGGAAAACACUGCAGGCACUGCUCAGCGGGGUCAACAAGUACUCCACAGCCUUCGGCCGCAUCUGGCUCUCCGUGGUCUUCGUCUUCCGCGUCCUGGUCUACGUGGUGGCGGCCGAGCGCGUGUGGGGCGACGAGCAGAAGGACUUUGACUGCAACACGCGACAGCCGGGCUGCACCAACGUCUGCUAUGACUACUUCUUCCCCAUCUCCCACAUCCGCCUCUGGGCCCUGCAGCUCAUCUUUGUCACUUGUCCUUCCCUCCUGGUCAUCAUGCACGUGGCCUACCGGGAGGACCGCGAGAAGAAGAACCGGGAGAAGAACGGGGAGAACUGCCCCAAGCUCUACAGCAACACGGGCAAGAAGCACGGCGGGCUGUGGUGGACCUACCUGCUCAGCCUCUUCUUCAAGCUUAUCAUAGAGAUCCUGUUCCUCUACCUCCUCCACAAGAUGUGGGACAGCUUCGACUUGCCACGGCUGGUCAAGUGCACCAACGUGGAUCCCUGCCCCAACACCGUGGACUGCUACAUCGCUCGGCCCACCGAGAAAAGGGUCUUCACCUAUUUCAUGGUCGGAGCCUCCUCCAUCUGCAUCAUCCUCACCGUCUGUGAGAUCUUCUACCUCAUCUUCAAGCGAGUUGUCCGCGGUGCACGGAAGUGGAAGAAAUCCACCAAGCGCUCCGUCAGCUACAGCAAGGCCUCCACCUGCCACUGCCACCUCAAGUCAGAGGAGAAGGACAACAAGUCCCAGACUAGAGGAGAGGAGCUGUGAGCUCGCCCGUCCCAGCUGGUUCACAUUCCCCUUGGUCCAGCAGCUUUUCCAGCCACCCCUGAACCCUCAAGA